Molecule: messenger RNA, 2196 nt
Organism: Paecilomyces variotii
Lineage: Eukaryota; Fungi; Ascomycota; Eurotiomycetes; Eurotiales; Thermoascaceae
Exons: 3
Coding region: 313-2070 (585 amino acids)
Molecular function (GO): acetylpyruvate hydrolase activity
Source: RefSeq, a predicted model, not a curated record
GAUGCUGGAAAUCCCCCUUCCUGCUCAGCAAACGACGCCCUGGUCUCCAUUUUUCGAUCUCAUUCAUAGCCUACUAAUUCGGUGAUUGGGUUAACGCCUCUACGGCCAUUCUUGUCCUCGACCAAGUCAAUGGCGACUUCGAACGUUGACACGCGGAGAGUUCUCCGUGAGGGGCAGACCCCUCCGAAUCUCACUCCGCAAAUACUCCGUGAAGGCUAAGGCUCUGCUAAGAAAUACUAUUUAAAGUCGAAGGACGCGUCCAUACUUCACUUUCUUUGAGAGGCAGCGAUAUUUUAUAUUGUCUUAGGAAUCAUGAGCGCACCUUUGACGAACUACAUUGCCUUUGUGGGCAGCGGCAACGCGCCGCGCAUUGGUCAUCUCAAUGUCGCCGAAAACACCAUUCAGCCUCUUUCUUUCGCAUCAGGGACUCCGUUGAGAGACCUUUACCAGGUGAUCGAAGCCGGUGAAGAGAACAUCACUGCGAUUGGAGAGCCUCUUCCUGCAGACUCCGUCAAGCUUCUUCCUCCCAUCAGCGGUCGUGAUAUCCUUGCAGUCGGGAAGAACUACGCCGAGCACGCAAAGGAAUUCAACAGCUCCGGUUACGACAGCUCAGACAAAGUCGACCAGCCUACUCACCCUGUCAUUUUCACGAAGCGGGCCACUUCGAUCAUUGCACAUGGCUAUCCUAUCUUGCCUCAUCCCGAGUUCACCCAGACGCUGGACUAUGAAGGAGAAAUUGGAGUUAUCCUGGGUAAAGGAGGGUACAGAAUCAAGGAAGAAGAUGCUUUGAGCCAUGUCUGGGGCUAUACCAUCAUCAACGAUGUUACCGCCAGAGAGAAGCAAAGAGACCACAAGCAAUUCUUCAUCGGGAAGUCUGCAGAUACUUUCUGUCCAAUCGGCCCGAUCGCAGUGCCAGCGAACCAUCUUCCGAAAGUCCUUCGUGUACAGACAUUUGUCAACGGACAGGAAAGACAAAAUGGAACCACCGAUGACCUGAUCUUUUCGGUACCUGUCUUGAUUAGAACGGUCUCUGAAGGUCAAACCCUUCAGCCCGGAGAUGUAAUCGCAACAGGGACUCCCGCCGGUGUAGGAUUCGGACAAAAUCCACCCACGUUCUUGAAACCAGGAGAUGAAGUGGAGAUCAAAGUAACCAAUCUGGGCUCUCUGCGAAACAAGAUUGCGCCAGUGGGCACCGAUAAUGCAACAGUCGCCCUUGUACAGGAAGCAUCCAAGUCUGCCGUGCCGGUUACGAACUUUUCAAAGUCAGUCAACGGAAUCAGCUUGACCAAGAUAAACGGAAAAGCGCUGUAUUAUCAGACACGGGGAAGUGGCUCCCCCAUCGUAUUUGUCCAUGGUUUGGGCGGCACGCAGGACUUCUACACUCCAUUGAUCGGAGCAUUGUCUCUGGACAAGUCUCAUGCGCUGCAUCUGUUCGAUCUUGAAGGCCAUGGUCUUUCUCCCACGUCUGCGCUCUCUACUUUGACUAUCGACUCCUUCGCCGCCGACGUGAAGGGAGUCUUUGAUCAUGCAGGGAUCUCAUCUGGAGCUACCUUAGUCGCACACUCCAUGGGCUGUCUGGUGGCUCUGUCCUUUGUCCUUAAGAAUCCCGGCCUUGUCAGCAAAUUGAUCCUGCUGGGACCACCACCAAACCCUCUUCCAGAAGCAGCUAGUAACGGUUCUAUCGUCCGCGCUGCACUCGUCAGAGAGAAGGGAAUGGCAGCAGUUGUCGACGCCGUGGCUACAGCUGGUACUUCAGAGGCAACAAAGGCUAGAAAUCUUGUUGGAUUAGCUGCUAUCCGCUUAUCCUUACUUGGACAGGAUCCAGAGGCGUAUGCCAAGGCCUGCACUGCUCUUGCCGGUGCAACGAGUGCUUUGCCUCUCGAUAAAAUAGACAGUGAGACUCUUAUUGUGACUGGCAGCGAGGACAAAGUGAGCCCUCCCGCACUUUGCAGCAAGUAUGCGUCGACUAUUCCAAACAGUCGCGAGGCUGUGGUGCUGGAAAAUGUCGGCCAUUGGCACGUCUUUGAGGAUGUCCAAGGCGUAGCAACUGCUGUCAAGGGGUUUAUCUAGAAAAGUGGCUAAGUGUACUCACUGCUGCUCAGAGACAUGUAGAUAGUGAAACACAGAGAGGGAACAUAGAUAGGUUACCAAUAGACGGCACAAUCUGCCGAUUUCGAAUGAGGAUGUUAUAUCGAG